Diversispora eburnea is the source of this 476-nucleotide messenger RNA. The record is from the annotation of a GenBank genome assembly. NCBI's taxonomy places the organism in Eukaryota, Fungi, Glomeromycota, Glomeromycetes, Diversisporales, Diversisporaceae.
UUGUUAGACGAGCUGAUGUGGGUUACUGCCAACACGAACGAGAGCGAAAACGUAAACGACGUGAAAUUCAAUGUGAUAAAAAACGAAAAAUCUAUGUUGAAAAGGAUAUCCGAGCAAUGGAUGCACAUGUUCCGUUACCGGAAUUUCGUGAGAGUGUUGGUUACGAUUCACUUAGGGAGUUGCCUUGUGCAGUUUGUUCUGGCUUGUGUUCUAAUGAAUAUUCGACUACUGUCUCUGUGCGAGAAAUAAACUUGCUGUUGCUCGAAGCUAAUACAGACGGCAAAAACGAAGAUCCCUUCGUUCUUCGAAUUUGCAACGGUUGUAAACGAUCGCUAGAUGCAGGUAACACUCCGAUCUUUUCGUUAGCAAAUAUGUGGAUUGGAACAACUCCGCAGUGUCUUCAAGGGUUAACGAUACCGGAGCUUUUAAUAUCUACUGGUUAUAUGUGUAUAAAUCUUAUUGCUAUCACAAGUUAG